This is a messenger RNA of Phytophthora nicotianae INRA-310, 1507 nucleotides long. RefSeq lists its product as hypothetical. Gene Ontology annotation, cellular component: vacuole; membrane. The transcript has a single exon. Bases 13 to 1281 code for a protein of 422 amino acids. Gene Ontology annotation, biological process: regulation of intracellular pH. The record is from RefSeq and is a predicted model, not a curated record. NCBI's taxonomy places the organism in Eukaryota, Oomycota, Peronosporomycetes, Peronosporales, Peronosporaceae.
CCAGAUUUGUCCAUGAGUGUCAAGCAGCAUAGCAAUGCCGAGCAGCUCCGCAACCUACUAGCAUUCUGGGUGCUCGGGUUCAUCAACAACAUCGGCUAUGUCAUCAUGAUCGCGGGUGCCCAGGAGAUCGCGGCUGGAGGCGUGGGUCUUGUCUACUUUUUCGACAUCUUUCCCGCUCUCUUCGUCAAGCUCUCAGGCCCGUACUGGUUCCAGCUCGUUUCGUAUCGCCAGCGCACCAUCAUGGGCGCUAUCUGGAUGUUACUCAGCUUUUUGGUAGUCGCCAAAGGGAAACAUUCACUCUGGCUGCAGUUAAUAGGCGUAGCCUUUUCAGGUCUACAGUCUGGGAUGAUGGAGGCGACCUUCCUGGCCAUGUCCUCGUUCUACGCGAGUCCCGUGCGUUGUUUAACGUGCUGGUCGAGCGGUACGGGACUCGCAGGGGUGGGUGGCUAUGCGUGGGUCGCAGUCUUGCACCUCUGGGGAGGCUUAAGCUUCCAGACCACACUGGAACUCGCCAGCAUCUUCCCGGUGCUCUACGUUGUGGUAUUUCUCUUCGUCCUCGACAGGUCCAAACUUCCUCCAGCCAGGACAUGCAACUACAUGCCAAUCCCUGAUAGUUCACAAGAUGCAGGGGUGGCAGUAGCCGUAAUGGCAGUGGAUAACACUAAAGAUCAGCUGAAGAAAAAAGAGCUGGAAAAAGGUGAAGAACAUUUGGUAUAUGACGCAUCCACGAUGGGAUUCAAGGACAAAAUGAAGUUCAUUAUGACGCUAGGACCGUAUAUUGUUCCGCUGACGACGGUCUAUUUGGCGGAAUAUACCAUGCAGACUGGAGUAUGGUCAGCGAUUGGGUUCCCCGUGGACAGUAAAGAGGCAAGAGCGAGCUUCUACUCAUCUGCUGGACUAGCGUAUCAAGCUGGCGUGUUCAUUUCGAGAUCGUCGGGUGUUUUGUUUCAAGCUACGAGGCCGAUUUUGUAUCUUAUGCCGGCGUUGCAGGUGCUGCUGCUCGGAUUCUUUACGUUCGUGGCGGCUACGCACUUUUGGUAUAACUGGGGGUUGCUGUCUCUGUGUUUUGUUGCUGGUUUGCUUGGUGGUGGUGUAUACGUGAAUGCUUUUACGUUGUUGUCAAAGGAGAUCCCUACAAGUCACGUGGAAUUGGCUCUGUCAGCUGUGUCUGUGGGCGAUACAGUCGGUGUUAUGCUUGCAGAUUGCGCGGGGUUGUUUCUUCAGGGUUGUCUGUACUCCAUUAAUCAUCUCCCAGGCGCUACCAUAAACGUUUCCUGCUAAACUUCUGAUUGUUUUCGUUAUUUUUCUAGAUUAAGAAAUCAUGACCCAAACUUCCUAAAAUGGUCAACUAUUUGGUCGGAGGAUCACGUAGUCGGGAAGUUGCAUCCGUAUAACUCUGCGCAAUAGUGAAUAAUAAGUCGUGUCAAGUCCAAUAAUAUCAGCACAGUGCUUACCUUUUACGUCCACAUCAUUUAAUUGAGGGUUCUUCUUGAGCACUUCAAAAGCA